Kwoniella botswanensis is the source of this 579-nucleotide messenger RNA. RefSeq lists its product as uncharacterized. The transcript is spliced from 4 exons. The record is from RefSeq and is a predicted model, not a curated record. The coding region runs from base 1 to 579 and encodes 192 amino acids. Lineage: Eukaryota; Fungi; Basidiomycota; Tremellomycetes; Tremellales; Cryptococcaceae.
AUGACGAAAAUAAAUAGUAUCAUCCUUAUGAUCGGAGUAAUCCUAUCCCUACACACCGUAUUAGCUUUACCAGCCGAGAAGUUGGGUAUGGCUUUACCUCCAGAAGAGCUGGUGAUCGAAGAUGAUUUCGGAGUAAUCGGAUCGGACGAACAGCAGUAUACGAUCGGAGUAGAAGAUGAAAAAGAUGAAGAGUCAUGGACAAUAUGCGGUUCAUACGUAGAUGUUCUUGCUGAUGAGACCUCUGAGACACCCGAUGUAGCACUAUGUCGUAGAGCAUCCACAGGCGGUGGAGGAGGACGUGCGGGAAGUGUCAGUAGCGGAAGUAGUGCAAGUAGUGGUAAAUCAUCUUCAUCAGGUUCAUCCUCGUCGGGAUCGAAAUCAAGUACGGGAGGAGCAGCUGGUGUAGGUGCUGGCACGGGGGCGGGUGCAGCUGGAGCAGCUGGAAGGAGGAAAAAUAACACCAGUAGUGCAUGCCCGACCAGAUCGAUGGUCGGCAUGAGCAUGGAUGGAACGAAAUCUCCUAUUUUGCUUUUGUCGAUUACAUGUCUUUGUUUGGGAGGUAUAAUGAAUCUGUUCUGA